Chilo suppressalis (striped riceborer) is the source of this 3195-nucleotide messenger RNA. Lineage: Eukaryota; Metazoa; Arthropoda; Insecta; Lepidoptera; Crambidae. The record is from the annotation of a GenBank genome assembly.
AUGGGGUGCAAGCUGACAUUCGUGGACGACAUCCUGAACAAAUCCUUCUACAAACUCGGCCUAAUAGUGGGAAGGCAACCGGGGUACUUCAUCAUCAUCCCAGUCCUGCUGACCCUGCUGAUGAUCACGGGUUACCAACGGGUUCACUAUGAAAUGGACCCUGAGUACCUGUUCUCUCCCGUCAGUGGACAAGGAAAGUUGGAGAGGAGAAUAGUCGAGGAGCAUUUCAAAGUCAACUACUCCCACAGGUUUAAUGUUGGGAGGAUCACAAGGGCAGGACGGUUCGGUCGCGUGAUCAUAGUAUCCAAAGACAACGACACGAACAUGCUACGGACGGAGGUGUGGAAGGAGCUGCGAGAUCUGGAUGAGCUGGUGCAGAACAUAACGGUCACGCUGCCAGACGGGGAGACCUUCACGUAUAGGGAGGAAUGCGCGCGCUGGGAGGGCCAGUGCUUCGUCAAUGACAUCCUAAACCUUGACAAAAUCAUAGGAGAGGUGGAGCGCGGCGAGCUAAACCUCACAUUCCCCAUAAUGUUCAACCCGGUGACGUGGGAGGCCCAUGCCUUCCCCGUAUUCUUCGGCGGGUCCAAGGUGGUGGACGAUACCAUAGUGUCGGUGCCGGCGGUGCAACUGGUGUGGUUUGUGAGAACCGACAACAAGAUACAGACAGAACGAGGUGCCGCGUGGGAAGACGCAUUUCUCGACGCGGUCGGCAUCGCAGAAGAUACUGGCCGCUUCAAGCACAUAUCUGUCGCGCGAUUCGGUUCCCGAACCCUUGACCACGAGCUGGAGAAAAACACCAGAACUGUCAUCCCUUACUUCAGCUCCACGUUCAUACUGAUGGGCAUAUUCUCCAUAGUCACGUGCAUGAUGGCAGACUGGGUGCGGUCGAAGCCAUGGUUAGGCCUACUAGGAAACAUAUCUGCUGUUAUGGCGACCUCAGCCGCUUUCGGUUGCGCCAUCUAUUUGGGAAUCUCCUUCAUCGGCAUCAACUUGGCCGCUCCCUUCUUGAUGAUUGGUAUUGGUAUCGACGAUACGUUCGUGAUGCUGGCGGCUUGGCGGCGAGCCUCCCCCAAACUGGACGUGCCCGAACGAAUGGCGAUUAUGCUGUCGGAGGCAGCCGUAUCGAUCACCAUCACCUCCGUCACAGAUAUGUUGUCGUUCUUCAUCGGCGUCUUCUCGCCGUUCCCUUCAGUGCAGAUCUUCUGCAUGUAUUCAGGUCUAGCAGUUUGUUUCACAUUUAUAUGGCACCUCACAUUUUUCGCCGGUUGUGUAGCGGUCUCUGGUUACCGAGAGAAACAAAAUCGACACACCAUCACUAUGUUGAAAGUCUUGCCAGAAUCUAGAGCUCGGAAAGAAAAGAGAUCGUGUAUGUACCGAUUAUUCUGUACUGGCGGGAUAGACCCAGCUGAUCCUGAUAACCCUAUAGACAACAGAGAACAUUGCAUCAUGUCAUUCUUCAAAACUACAAUGGCGGAUAUCCUAAAUAAUGGGCUAGUGAAAACCUUUGUCAUCAUCAUAUUCCUGGCUUACUUGGCCGGUGCCGGGUACGGAGUCACCAACCUCAACGAAGGGCUUGAACGGAGGAAGCUUUCGAAAGAGGAUUCUUACUCUGUGGAGUUCUUCGACCGAGAAGAUCUUUACUACAGAGAAUUCCCAUAUCGAAUUCAGGUGGUGAUAACAGGAAAUUACAAUUAUUCGGAUCUAAUGAUACAAGAUGAGGUGGAACUUUUAACUCAGAGACUAGAGAACACGUCGUACAUUUCAAAUUCGCUGUACACAGAAUCGUGGUUACGAACAUUCAUCAAUUACGUAUCGAGAAAUAACGACUAUUUGAAUGUCACCAUCGACAACGAACCUGACUUCAUACAAAAUCUUAAAGAAUUAUGGCUAUUUCCCGCAAAUCCAUUCUCUUUGGAUGUCAAGUUCAACGAAGCCGGAGACCGCAUAAUCGCUUCCAGAUUCCUGAUACAAGCCAUCAAUAUCAGCGGCACUAAUCACGAAAAGGAAAUGGUCAAAGUGUUAAGAGAUGUAGUAGCUCAGUCGCCUUUAAACGCGUCUGUGUUUCAUCCAUACUUCGUUUUCUUCGAUCAGUUCGAGCUGGUCCGGCCAACUUCAAUCCAGAACCUCUCUUACGGCGCGUUAAUGAUGAUGAUCACAUCAUUCAUAUUCAUUCCCAACAUUCUCUGCUCACUAUGGGUUGCGUUUAGUAUUAUUUCUAUAGAAAUCGGAGUAGUUGGAUACAUGGCUUUAUGGGAUAUAAAUUUAGACUCCAUAUCCAUGAUAAAUCUUAUAAUGUGUAUCGGUUUUUCUGUCGACUUCACCGCCCACAUUUGUUACGCAUACAUGGCAUCCAAAGCGAAGUCACCAGAUGCUAGAGUUAGUGAAUGUCUGUUUUCAUUGGGGUUGCCCAUUGUUCAAGGAUCAUUCAGUACCAUUCUUGGCGUAGUAGCCUUGCUUCUGGCUGACAGUUACAUAUUUUCAGUUUUCUUCAAAAUGGUAUUCAUGGUUAUAUUCUUUGGAGCGAUGCACGGUCUGUUCUUACUUCCUGUUCUGCUAUCUUUGUUUGGGCCUGGGUCGUGCACCAGAAAACAAGAAGACAUAAAAAUGUCAAAGAUAGAGAAAUGUUACCCUCACCCUUACUGCCUGCCACAUCCGCAACUGGUUCUUAACGAUCAGAUAUUUAAUGGAAAAACUUUAAACCCCAAUGGAGUCUACAAAAUCUAUGGUGAUGAUAAAGACCUUGGUAUCGGCACAUCCGGGGAAGACACGAGUGAGAGUAGUUCGAACCAAUCGCAGCGGCGACAACUGGACAAUGAGAGUGGACGUACAAAAUACGAGGACGGUUGGAAGAGAUCAAGCUACUGCCAGAGUGCGAGUCAGUUUCAGCCAUCUGGAGAACUAGAUAUGUACGGUCACGAGUUAGACAGGACAUGGCAACGGCAACGCUACGAAGACAAUAGGAGAGUAUUUGAAAAUUAUAGGAAAGCGCCACCUAUGCCUAGGUCUAGAGACGAUGACUGGGUUGCUUCGGCGCGUAAAACUAGCGACGAUGGACCUCGACGCGAAGGCACCUAUAGAGUGAUGAGAGCUCACUCACACCACAAUAUACAUAGACCACGUGCUCCUAGACGCUCAAAUUCUCAUCAGAAUCUCGAACAUUUAGACUACGUAGCCGAAAUGCGUUUCCCUUGA